AUGUGUGUCCUCCCCUGGGACGAUGUAUGUCCUCCCCUGGGGCGAUGUGUCCUCCCCUGGGACGAUGUAAGUCCUCCCCUGGGGCGAUGUUUCCUCCCCUGGGAUGAUGUAUGUCCUCCCCUGGGGCGAUGUGUCCUCCCCUGGGACGAUGUAUGUCCUCCCCUGGGACGAUGUAUGUCCUCCCCUGGGACGAUGUAUGUCCUCCUCUGGGACGAUGUAUGUCCUCCCCUGGGGCGAUGUGUCCUCCCCUGGGACGAUGUGUCCUCCCCUGGGGCGAUGUGUCCUCCCCUGGGACGAUGUGUGUCCUCCCCUGGGACGAUGUAA
Molecule: messenger RNA, 324 nt
Organism: Hyalella azteca
Lineage: Eukaryota; Metazoa; Arthropoda; Malacostraca; Amphipoda; Hyalellidae
Product: putative small proline-rich protein 5
Exons: 1
Coding region: 1-324 (107 amino acids)
Source: RefSeq, a predicted model, not a curated record